Messenger RNA from Eucalyptus grandis, 1649 nucleotides. RefSeq names its product coumaroyl-CoA:anthocyanidin 3-O-glucoside-6''-O-coumaroyltransferase 1-like. The record is from RefSeq and is a predicted model, not a curated record. Lineage: Eukaryota; Viridiplantae; Streptophyta; Magnoliopsida; Myrtales; Myrtaceae. The transcript has 2 exons. Bases 317 to 1483 code for a protein of 388 amino acids.
CCGAUCUACAUCGCUUCCUUCCCUUCUGCAGUUCCCAUCUACCUCCCGAAGAGAUGAUGAAGAUCAAGAUCCUUCACCGGUGCGAUGUCUCGCCGCCGGCGAACUCAGUCCAGACAACCGCUCUCCCACUCACGUUCUUCGACAUCCCGUGGCUUCUCUGCCGCCCGAUGCAACGCCUUUCCUCCCUCAAUCCCCUUCCUCCUUCGCCCAGACCACCCUCCCUCUCCUCGUCCGAUCUCUCUCCCUCUGUCUCCGCCACUUCUUUCCCUUCGCUGGCAGCCUCGUCCUCCCCCUAGCGCCACCGGAGAAGCCCCACAUGCUCUACUCCGACGGCGACUCUCUCUCCUUGACUGUUGCCGAGUCGUCCGCGGACUUCGCUGAGCUCAUCUGCAACGAGGUGCGCGACGCUGCGCUGAUACACCCUCUGGUGCCUCAGCUACCACCGCCACGUGCGUCCGACGGCGCACAUCUGUGGCCCCUUAUGGCAAUUCAGGUGACCCUAUUGCCAAACAAGGGCAUUUGCGUUGGGGUCCAAUUCCUCCACGUGGCGGCAGAUGGGAGGUCCUUCCACCAUUUCAUGAAAUCAUGGGCGUCCAUUCACAGGUUCGGAGGAGACUCGGCUUGCGUUGACCUGGACGGCCCAAGUCCUUUCUACAACCGAGAAGUGAUCAGAGAUCCGAAUGGGCUCGAGCCCAUAUUGUUAAAAGACUGGUGGAGUUGUGUGGGCUCUAUCCCAAGCCCAAGCCCAAGCCCAAGUGAAGCUCUUCUCACUAUUGCGGACAAGGUGAGAGCAACGUUUGUCCUGGGAAAAACUGCCAUCGACGGGCUAAAAGCGCAGGUCUUAAGCCAACUCAAGAACGACGAUGAUGGCGACUCAGAGUCGGAGCCAAUCCAUUUGUCGACUUUUGUAGUGACAUGCGCAUUCAUAUGGGUAUGCAUGAUCAAAUCGAAAGAAAAAGAACAGGAGCGUCACAAUCAAUUGUCAUCAAAGAGCAACAAAGACGAGCUUUGCUAUUUCUGCUUUGUGGCAGAUUGUAGGGAUCGACUUGAAUACUCAAUACCCUCGACAUACUUUGGGAACUAUUUGGGCAUAUAUUUUCUCUCGGAGAAGAGAAAUACACUGUUGGGCGAAAGUGGAAUUUCACAUGCCGCGAGGGCAAUAGGGAGGAGAGUCAAGGAUGUGGAGAAAGGGGGAGGGUUGAGAGAGGCAGAUGGAUGGAUCAAGGAUUGGAAAGUAUUUGACAAUGGGGACUUAGUGACUGUGGCCGGAUCGCCGAGACUGAAGGUUUACGACACGGACUUUGGGUGGGGGAGGCCGAUAAAGAGCCAUGUGGUACAGAUCGACGUAUCGGGGGCCAUUGCUCUUGCAGAGAGUAGAAAUAGGGAUGGUGGCAUGGAGGUCGGGUUGGCAUUGACUAGGGAUUGCAUGGAGAGGUUUGUUUGUUUGUUUGAGAAUGGAUCCAAAUCGUUUAUGUCACUUUAGUGUACAUAUUGCCCAUAUAAUCCCAUGUCGAUUUCAAUUUAGUCCUUACAUUUUGGGUGUGACAACAUUGGCCCAUGUACCUUAGUUUAUUGACAAAUGUAAGGACUUCCGACCAAGUUUUGAGUCGAGUUUUUUGGGCCGAAAUGAAACAAAUACUUGUCGGUUC